GUCCAGCGUACCAUUGGUAAGUGUCGGUGUGUGUGUGUGUGUGUGUGUUUCUGUGUGUGAACUUUUGUGUCGUGAGGGUGGCGCUGAUGCUAUCGCCCGUAAAGAUGGCCAGUUUCGGGGGUGCCAUAUCGUACACCUGGCGUGUCUUUACCCUAUCUCCGGCGCGCGGAACAUCAACAUAAACCAACCGACAAGGACCGGACACUCUCCCGUGGCGAAAGGUGUUACUGUUGGGCUUACGGAAGGUGUGAAUUUUGCCAGCUCUUGCCGGGGGCUUUUAAAAACCGGGCUCAGCGAACUGCGAAAAGGGGCAUCGCGGUGGCGGUCCCUGGGCGAAGAAUCGCCAUUGGUUUGAGUGCUUCCAGGAAUAGGAGCUAGCCGGUCCUAGCGUGAAACUUUGCGCUGGAGCAGGAUUGGUCGGGCCGUUUUUAUCUAGGCGGAAGAUCAGUUUUGGUACGGUUUGGAACGAAGUAACAGCAAUGUUGCUGUUGCCCGUAUGCGAUUGCAUUAGCUAUGGUUUUGUGUAACAUCCUGUGCAGUAACAAGGCGCACUACUCCUACAAGUUAUUAAUAUCAUCACCCCGAAUGAGAUCCGACCAUGGAAUAAGAUCGCCAAUUUCCAAUUGGAAUCUCUCUUAGUAUUUCCAAUUGCUUUCCCAAGGACGUGAAACGGUCCUGAAAUAACUUCUCAAUCAACCUGACACUCGGAACGACAGCACACCUUGGCAGCGAACGAAUCUAGCUGUUUACAGGGUUUCUCUCUUUAUGUUUGAAAUACUUUUUGUCAUCACAGAUUCAUCACAGAAUCUUACAGAUGGUUUGAAGUUUGAGUUUAAGAACCAUUUGUUUGAGAUAGAGUAAAUAUUCAUGAUACAAUUGAGCCAUUUUUUUCAUAAACUUGUUCUUUGACAGAGACAAACGGUUCCCCUUCUGUAAGAUUCUAAAUGCCUAAAAUCAUUAUGAACUAUAAAAAUAAACCCAUUUCCAGUAGUUUGUUGUUUAUUAUCACAAUCGCAAUUUGUAUACCCAAUUGUGUUGCUUCCCACUACCAUGUUUGCAAGUGGAGUAAAGAAACCCUGUCUCAAUCUUGAUACUGCUUCCUUAAUAGGCCAAAGUUUGUGUUUAAAUCAAUAGUUAAAGCAUUGCCCACUUUCAUUGUUUCAAAACUCAUAACUACAGCUGCAGAAAGAAUUUCAUUGUAAAGGAAGAAAAACAGGCUCAUAGUAGAUUCGAUUCGUUGCUCGUACUGUAUCAGAUCAACAACAUACCCACGGCUCCAUCAGGCCAGCUGGCGGUGAAGCCCGCUAAUACGCAACUACAAUCAAAUCCUGCUGCGGUACAAAAAUGUUACAUUGUUAUUUCCGCACAACUGAUUGUUCAAAUGAAAUAGCAAACGGUCGCCUAAAGUACCUUCGAAAACAAAAGGUUCCGCUUCCGUGCCAAAACUAACAGCGUUUCUCGAUCAACAAUACAUACAUACACACUGAAAAGCUGCAACCAACCAAACAGUCGCAACCCAUAUUUGCGAAAGGAUGUUACGAACAACAUCCCGUGAAGCGCAGGGUAAACUACAACGUUACCGUGUUUCCCUUCCCAUCCCCGCAUCCCCUUACCCUUCCACCUUGCUGUACGGUAUCUGUUGCGAAACUUACAAUGCCCCCGCCCGUAGCCCCCGCUUUGUUUAAGGGGCACCCGCAACAAAAUUGCGCUUGCGGAAACGGAAAAGCCUACCACCUACCCCCGGUUCCAGCUCGCUGCCAACACCUUACCAGUGCAGACCCAGGUGGGUUAGGAUAAGAAGCAUUGACUCCCCUCCGCCCCGAGAGGCACGAUAAUUUCCCUGACAGUAUGGAUUAUACAAACUCCCGCCCUCCCGGAAAAGCCCCGGCAGGGGAAGCGCGAAAGCCGAACCGCGACCGUGGCAAUCGAUUUGGGAGUAUUGUUGAUUUGCCACCCCGAGUUUGUGUGUGUGUGUGUUUUGUUUUGUUUAGGUCAUCCCCUCCGCCUGCCCGUGCCAAUUUCAGGCGUAGCACGUUCCCCCAUGGGCACGGACCCUAGCAAAGCGCACUGGCGCAAAGUGCUGCUACGCUACAAUCAUAAACUGUGCAUAGAAAUGUCUGCUCCUGGUAAUAUCCACAGCUCAUAACUGGGGUACCAACUCCUUCCCCUGCCUUUCUAUAUUCCAGCAUAACCCAUAAAUCAGCCCAUCGGAGGUUUCGUUCGUUCGGAUGGAGCUGGCAGGGGCCUAAGCCUCAAUUCCCGCGCUCGGCGCAACUCAAUCCAUCGGAAUGGUGGAUCGAUUACGACGAAACUCCCUUUCGCACUCCCUCUCUCUCUCUCUCUCUCUCUCGCACACACACACACACUAUCUCAUUCACUCACACUCCUUUUUUGUACCAGUCCAAAGGCAAGGUGGACCAACAUUUUGCACAUACACGCAGGAGCGAAAAAAACGCCCGCCUCCAGGGAGUCACAAACAAGGCGAGGCAUAACGAGCCGCGCCACGAGCAGUGUGCAAUAAAUAGGCAGAAGAGUGUUUUGACUUUUCACGGGGCGGCGGCAGACAGGGCCAGAGGUGGAGGGGGAUGGGGGGCGAAUGGUACCGCAUUCUACCGAUAGAAAUGGGUCCGCCCGGACCCGGAAGCAGCUCAUUCGGCGAUUGCCCGUUGGCGAAUGCAGGAGGCCAACGAGUGUCUAUAUAUAUAUAUAUAUGUGUGUGUGUGUGUGUGUGUGUCUGUGGUAAUGUGGAUUUUGUGCAGGAUUCCAGCUUCACAGUGACAGUGCGUGCCGGGUUCGGAGCGGUGUAAAGUGGCGCUGGAGUCCAGAUCGCGUGCUCCCAAAGGCUCCCAAAGCAACCGAUUCGAAGACGUUAGUGUGCUGUGACUCUGCGGAACCCUCCAACAGCUGCAGCUGUAUCAAUAUGGGGCUGCUGUAGUUGCGUGUCUGCUGUGUGUCUGAGUCCGGUGCGUCCAGUCGACGUGUGAUCGGCGUACGAUUUCGAUGUGUUCAUCUGCCAUCAACCAUGGCCUACGAAGUGCAACCCUGGAGCUCGACGACGCACGCAACGCAUAACAUGGAGCAGAUCUCUGGGCCGCCGGCCAAAACUGGCACGUUCUACCAGACGCCCCGGUCGCACCCGUGGCGCCCGACGAUGGGGUACGAGGCGGUGGAGGUGACGCCGCUGCACGAGCAGCCCAUCACCAACCAGCUGGUGGCGUCCUCCUACUCCCCGUCCGGCAUGUGCUCGGAUCCGGUCACCUUCCCGAACCUGGUGACCGGGUUCGAGCGGAACCCGCAGCACGCGGCCCGGGCCGCCCUCUACACGCGCUACACGCCGAACGAGUGGACGACCUCGAACGUCUGCACGUACGCGGACGCGGACAAGAACCGCAACUACUCGGAGAAGGUGCGCUCCGAGGCGGUGCGGUUGAUGCGCGAAACGGACGAGAAGACGUCGCAGGGGCAGCGGGAUGCGGCCCGCCGGCUCGGCGAGCGCAUCACCGACAUCACGUUCUGGCGCAACGAGCUGACGACCGAGCUGGAGAAGCUGAUCGCCGAGUCGGCCCAGCUGACCGACACGAAGCGUAACGUGCAGAAGGCGCUGCAGGACCUGGAGCCGCCGCUCCACAUCGCCCAGGAGUGCCUGUACCACCGGGAGUCGCGCAAGGGCAUCGAGCUGGUGCACGACCACGUGGAGAAGAGCCUGCUGGUGGAGGUGGACAACCUGCGGGCGAGCCAGGAGAAGCUGUCGCAGCUGCUGGCGAAGAUUACCAAGCAGCUGGCGGACUGCCGGGCCGCCCAGCACUCGCUCGAGGAUGACAUCAGCCACAAGGAGUCGGCCCUCGGGAUCGAUUCCAUCUGUCACCAGCUCAACAACUAUAGCCGGGGCAUUAACUACUACGGCGGGAUCGAGAAGUACGAUCCGACGGUUAGCACGCCCGGCACGUGGUCCGGUUCGAGCAGUACGCGCAUUAACAACUCGCACUCGGAACGGUCGAAAUCCUGCCAGCUGCGCAGUGACGCCGAGUCACUCAUCAACGCCGUCGCCACCUCCGUCUGGGACUGCUGGAGCAACACGAACAACGCGUUCAACAACCGCGCCUCCGAGAUGCUGGAAGCAAAGAGCAAGAUGCAACUACAUCUGCACAAGACCCAGCAGGAGAUCUUCGACGUGGAGAAGCACAUCGAGCUGCUGCGGAAGGCGAUCAACGACAAAUCAAACCCGAUGAAGGUGGCCCAAACCCGGCUGGAGGCCCGCGCCCACCGCCCCGGUAUCGAGAUGUGCCGCGACAACGCUCACCUGCGCCUGGUGGAGGAGGUGUGCACGAUUCAGGACUCGGUGGCGACGCUGCACCGCAAGCUGCAGGAGGCCGAGGCGCAGCACCAGCAGCUGCUGCGCACCAAGUCGCAGCUCGAGAGCAACCUGAAGCAGAAGGUGGACGCACUGUUUAUCGAUCGCGAAAAGUGCAUGGGGCUGCGGCGCUCCUUUCCCGUGAACAACACGAUCAAAUAUUGAAACAGCAAAAUGGUACCCUGACCUGAGCCACUGAGCGGGGAAUUUCCAGCAAAAAUAUAUUUGUCAUGCGGGGCGCGGUAGAGCUUCGCGAUCGGUCGCCUACGAGUGCCCCAUCCCCGUCUUGGCUAACUCGUCAUUUGUCUCACUGCUUCUACUUAUACAUAUAUAAAUACAACGUAGCCGAACCAAACAACCCAAACACAGCAAGUAACAGCAAACGUAUCUUAUCACACGAGUAGCGCUCUGGAUAGCGAUAGAUGUACUGCCCCAGGUGUUGCGCCAUAUAACGCGCUCGAAGCAAGUAAUAAAGGUCCCACACGUCGUUGAAGUUGUUAGAUUUGCCAGACAAAAUGU
Anopheles merus is the source of this 4870-nucleotide messenger RNA. Its product is annotated as tektin-3-like. The transcript is spliced from 6 exons. Gene Ontology annotation, cellular component: nucleus; microtubule cytoskeleton. The coding region runs from base 3023 to 4516 and encodes 497 amino acids. Gene Ontology annotation, biological process: cilium movement involved in cell motility; cilium assembly. The record is from RefSeq and is a predicted model, not a curated record. NCBI's taxonomy places the organism in Eukaryota, Metazoa, Arthropoda, Insecta, Diptera, Culicidae.